This is a messenger RNA of Pedinophyceae sp. YPF-701, 429 nucleotides long. The record is from the annotation of a GenBank genome assembly. NCBI's taxonomy places the organism in Eukaryota, Viridiplantae, Chlorophyta, Pedinophyceae.
AUGGCCAAGUCGCUGCGUAGUAAUAUCAAGCGGAAGCUCCGGCGGUUGAAACGGGGCAAGCUCGCCACGACCGUGCAGGAAAAGGAGCGGGAGGACAAGAAGCAGGACGUCCUGGCGGCCAUUCUGGCGGGCCCGAAGGAGAAGGUGUACGACCCCCUGGACGACCAGGACCUGUCGAAGUUCAAGCGACCGGAGCGCAUGGAGGAGGAGGGCGCCGAGGGCGAGUCGGACGACGGCGCGAAGUACACCAAGGGCCUCCGCGGCCUCAACCUGCGGCUUGCCAAGCGCGCCAUCAGCAAGAAGGUGCGCAAGAGCGCGGUGAGCGCGAAGCGGGCCGCGAAGCUCGGGCCGGUCGGCCAGCCCUCGUGGCGGACGGUGCCGGGCGUGGGCAAGCGCGGGCGGCGCGGCGGACGCAUGCAGGUCGACUGA